Molecule: messenger RNA, 1305 nt
Organism: Dreissena polymorpha
Lineage: Eukaryota; Metazoa; Mollusca; Bivalvia; Myida; Dreissenidae
Exons: 5
Coding region: 117-1256 (379 amino acids)
Biological process (GO): rRNA processing
Source: RefSeq, a predicted model, not a curated record
AUUAAGACCGGUGUGUACACAAUGGACAACCACUCUGGAUGAUGGCGCAUAUAUUAGUCAUACGCGGCCUUUAGUCGUACUACAUUUACAUCGCUAAACUUGGCACCGCCCUCAAGAUGAUCUUUAGCAGAUAUCGACAUUCUUUAAUUUUUCAUACGAGACUAUUGUUUUGUACAGCUACGCAACACUUAAAUAUCAAUGACUCAAAAAUUAUGACAAAAAUAAUGACAAAGGGAAACAAAAAGAAAGGUAAAUGGUUUGCACCGACACAGAUAAAGGAUACAGGUUCGACAGUUGGAAAUGAAGCUGUGAAAAAGACUAGGAAUAGGAAUUCUGAAGAGACGUUUACACGUCAGGUGUGGAUGAACAGUGUCCUGCUUGAGGCAAUUCUAGGGAUCCUGAACAGUGGAGAAUUUGACAUACACUUUCAUGUUGUAAAGGUGGAGAUGGUUCAUGAUUUCUCUGCCCUCAAGGUGUUCUGGAAAGCAAGUGGGAACACUGAGCAGGAUUCAGCUCUGCAAGUAACACUUGACCAGAAGGCUGGCAGACUCAGACACCUGCUGAUAGAGUCACGCGUAUGUGGCCGUGUGCCUCCUGUAUGCUUCAUCAAGGACCUGUCUUUAGCCCGGCUCAAGCAGGUUGAAGAUCUGUUCAAGAAUCUGGACACUGGACCUUCACACAGGGAACCAGACUUGUCCAGUGUGCAGGGCCCAGCUGGCCUGGGUGACCAUGACAACAUGAGCAGUCUACUGAAUGCACGUGGGAAGUUGGGGAACCUUGAUAUCGACUUCCUCAUCAGCCAGUCUGCAGCUGUGAGACCUCUACAUGGUGGCAAUACAGAUGAAAGUAACAGAGUUUGUGAUAUGCAGAGUUUUUACUCACAAAAUAUAGUAAUGGAUUCAGAGAAAGCAAGUAUCAGUGUUGGUCUUAGUGGUAGUGGUAAAGUAUUUAAGGUAUCAGAGAAAUCAAAUAUCAAUGUAAACGCUAAACAUUCAAUUGAUAAGUUUGAGAUUGAAGAUCUGAGCGUUCCUAUACGACAAGAUAUGUAUGGGCUACAGCAUGAUGUGCUGAUGCAGAAGGUCUUAGAUGCCAAAAGCUCAGUUCGUAGGCAGCCGUACAUGGAAGCGAAGGAAUCAGGGGACGAAGGGGAUUUGUUGAAGUUCAAGAGAGACAAAAAUAAGGCAUAUACUGUGAAGAAGAUAUCAAAGAGAAAAUUGGAAAGAAUGAGUAGGAAGGGAAUUGAUGAAGAAUACUAGGAAUCAAAAUGUUAUGUAAUAUGUUUUCAUGAUAAACAGUAUUACUUUU